AUGACCACCCCCGCCAUUGCACCCACCACCGUCUCCGAAAUCACCAAGCCCACCAUGAAAACAACAGUCACCCCCAUUGUCGAGACCGACGGUCCUCUCUUCCCCGCCACCCUCAUCUCCCCCGAGGUAAUCGCUGCCCUACCUGAUAACUACACCAUCCGGCCUCUGCGCCGCUCAGACUACAGCCGCGGCUACCUCGAUGUGCUGCGCGUUCUGACCACCGUCGGUGAAAUCACCGAGGAGAUGUGGAACAAGCGCUAUGAGUGGAUUACCUCGCGCAACGACGAGUACUACAUGAUUGUCGUGUGCGACGGUGAAGACCGCGUCGUCGGUACCGGUAGUCUGCUUGUUGAGCGCAAGUUCAUUCACUCGCUCGGCAUGGUUGGACACAUUGAAGAUAUUGCCGUUGAGAAGAAUCAGCAGGGCAAGAAGCUUGGUUUGAGAAUUAUUCAGACUUUGGAUCACGUCGCUGCUCAGGUUGGAUGCUACAAGAGCAUUCUCGAUUGCUCCGAAGUCAACGAGGGAUUCUACGAUAAGUGCGGAUUCAAGCGUGCUGGUCUCGAAAUGGCCCACUACUACUGA
This is a messenger RNA of Penicillium brevicompactum, 582 nucleotides long. RefSeq names its product glucosamine 6-phosphate N-acetyltransferase (gene gup1). The transcript has 2 exons. Lineage: Eukaryota; Fungi; Ascomycota; Eurotiomycetes; Eurotiales; Aspergillaceae. Gene Ontology annotation, biological process: UDP-N-acetylglucosamine biosynthetic process. Gene Ontology annotation, cellular component: Golgi apparatus; endoplasmic reticulum; endoplasmic reticulum-Golgi intermediate compartment. Gene Ontology annotation, molecular function: glucosamine 6-phosphate N-acetyltransferase activity; monosaccharide binding. The record is from RefSeq and is a predicted model, not a curated record. The coding region runs from base 1 to 582 and encodes 193 amino acids.